AUCCCAUGAUCCUCCAGAACCUCUGUUUCCGUUCAAUCUGACGUGUACGGAUGUUUUGUGACAGUGGUCUGCUCAGUAGCCCAAGGUUUCUCUUAUUUAACAGGAAUUUUCUACCAAGAUGUCAAAGAAGUCCAAGAAGAAGAAGAAGCAGAAGAAGGAGAAGGAGACAUAUAAGUUAUCUUUUUCCUCCAGUGAGCAGUCGUCACAGAAAGAAAGGGGCACCAAGAAACACAGUAGUGCAGAGGGGAAGCACCAUGGCAGCUGUUCUGCAGAGGAGAAACGGGGGAGAGAAAAAAGAGUUAGCCACUCCACCCCAGGGAAUAGUGCAGCAGGAAGCAGUCACAAGAAAGACAGGGAUUUCAAAAAAGCUCUUUACAGACUGGAGAAAACAACCUGGCAGGGUGCAGCGGAGGGAAAAAACGCCUGUCCUCUUGCAACCCUUCCUCGAGACAGCUCUGUGAGGAAGAGUUGCCCCAGCCAGGAUGGCUCGGCUACCACCGGGGUCAAGAUCGCAGACAGGGUUUCUUCCAAACCAGUCAGCAGUCUGAGCGCGAAUAAGACCCAGUCCCAACAUGUGGAGAAGAUCCCUACAUCCCAGGGAUGCUCCAGUAAGCCAACCGACAAGAGCCCCUCCAAAACAGCCUCGAGCAGACUGACGACCAGUCCCAGGUCCCUCAUGGCCCAGCUGAAGGAGCAGAGGAAGACGCUGGUGAAAAGGAGGCCCAGACCUGAAGAGAAGCCUGGCAUUGGGAAGGACCACACCUCCCAUGGUAGGAGCUACCAGGACCCCCAACUGUCCCUGUCACUGGCUGAAGAGAUGAGGGAGAAGAGGAGGAAGCUAGUGAAGAGGAGAUGUGAAGAAGAAAAGGAGGAUGUUUUAAAGGCUAAACGGGACAAGAGUGGAGCAAAAUCCUAUAGUCUUCCCUCUAACAACAACAACACCACCACAAAGCAGUCCUCCACCUCUACUAAAAACGCUACCUUUGAUAAAAUCUCAACCACAGCAAGACAUAGACCUACCACCCAAAAGCAGGGGAAUGUCUCUGAUCUGUCCAAAACAUCAGCGACAUCUAAGUCCAUGUGUGCCGAGGUACAGAUGCCGCUACCCAAACCUCAGCUGCCUCUCAAUUUUAAGAUCCCAAAGAAGUCCAAACUUGUGCCACUGCCAGUUAAUCGAGCCAUCUGGGGGGCUGGCCAGGAGGAUGAUAACGACAAUAAGCCCAUCAGUGCUAGAGUGAAGGUGGUGUCUUCUGCUUCUAGGCUUUCUCACCAGACAGGAAGUGCGUCCAAACUUUGGACACCAAGGAGUGUGUCCAAACUUUGGACACCAAGGAGUGUGUCCAAAUCUUUGAACUUCAAAGACGGUGUGUCUGCUGCUGUGAACAGAAACAAGCAGCACAAAUGUGAAACGGUUCCAGAAUCUUCCAAAGUUUCUAAAGAAUUACGGCCCAGUUCACCUCAAGAGAGGACAUCACCACCCUGUAACAUAACAACUUCCCCUGAAGACUAUAUAGAAGACUAUGAUAAUGACCAAGAGAUGCAGCUGGUGGAGGAGCUCCAUCUGGCCCGCAGUGAGAAGAGGCUGGAGCUGAAUGUGGUGGAGAUCUAUGGAGAACUCACCAGCAUGGACAUCGACCCAUCAGAGGAGGGUAUCACAUUCACACUCAGUAAAGAGGAGGAUCUUCAGCAGGAUCUGAUCGUUGUCCUGGACACCAACAUCCUUCUCAGUCACCUAGACUUUGUCAAGAAGAUGAGAUCACAUGGCCUUGGAGCUCUAGGUCUCCCCACAGUGCUCAUACCCUGGGUGGUACUACAGGAGCUAGACUCUCUGAAGAACAGGAAGAGGCUGUCCAGCUCUGUAGCCCACCUGGCCACACCUGCCGUUCAUUACAUCUACACCUGCCUGAAGAGCCAGGAGCCUCGACUCUGGGGCCAGUCCAUGCAGCAGGCCUCUCAGAGCAGCCAGGGACUCAAUGCUGAGAAUAAUGAUGACAGAGUGCUGCAGUGCUGCCUGCAAUACCAGAGUCUUUACCCAGAGGGUGCUCUCAUCCUUUGCACUAACGAUAAGAACCUGUGUAGUAAGGCCUUGCUGAGUGGGGUGAAGGCCUUCGGUAAGGCUGACCUGGUGGAGGUGGUAGACAGGCUCAAAACGCCUGGUGUCCACAACCUGACCCCCACCCAACCCCACACACAGACUCCUGUCAGCACACAGACACAAACCCUCAUCCGCACCCCGAGCCAGACCCCUGACCACCAGAAACCCAGCCCCUUCCCAGGCCGGCAGCAGAAUGAACAGAGCAGGAGCGAUGGAAGGAAAGAGAGAGAAAUGGAAGAGAAGAGAAAGAAGGCUGCAGAAGAGGCCCGGGAGCUGAGCAGCUGUGUGUCAGUACUGGAGGACUGUCUGAAAGAAGCGCUGUCUCAGGUGCUGGAGAUUGAGAUGAAGGCAGCCUAUGAAGAACUGUGGACAGAGAUCGUAUAUCUGAAACCGCCCUGGACUCUUGAAGACCUUCUGCAGUGUUUCAAGAAACACUGGAUCUCUGUCUUUGGCAACAUCGUCCCUCGAAAUCUGCAGCAAUCCCUGGAAAACCUUCACAACUUCUUUUUCUCAGGUAAAUCAGUAGAGCAUAGCUCUACACUGCUGGCUCUGUAUGAGGCUAGAGAGCUGCUGCAGGCCUUCGGCUGCAGGUCAGACUACGAUGGGCGUGUCCGACCGGCCCUUGCCUCCCUGAACACCCUGCUGCAGAGGAUACUCCCUCAGCCAGAGAAAGUCUCAGAGGAGACCCACACCAGUGACGGUGACACCCUCAUGGCGGAAGAGGAGGAGGAGGAGGAAGAGAAACAGACCACGCCUGCUCGGGUGUCACACCAGGAAGUGUGGGUGAUGUUUGAGAGCAUCUGGAACAAUGUGUGUGGGAUCAGCUCUGCUGUGUUCGCCGCUCUCCGCUUUGACCCGGGCGCCAUAGAAACCAACCAGCCAGUAGAGGGUCCUCCCCUUCCCCAGGACGCCCUCUCCUGUCUGCACAGACUGUCUACUGCUGUCAAACAACUGCUACAGGCCUUUACCAGGGUUCUGUCAACAGACAGCUGUCUAGAAGAUGCCCAGGCUCUCCUCUCCUUCAUCCACUCCAGUGAGAUUGCUGCCAUGGAGCCCAGGUUCACUGCCAAAGACCUGUUGGACUGUCUCUCACAGCACGAGUACAGCUUUCUUUUUCCUAACAACCGGUCGACCUGAUGUCGUUUGGAUGUUUUUGGAGGGGUGUUGCGUUAUUGUAUUUUCUCCCCAGUCCCGAAACAUCUUUGCUCUGCGGAAGAUGACAGAGAACUUUACUGAUGUCAACUAGAUUAAAGCAUUCUAUGACUAUUCUGUCGAGCGAGGGUUUAUUCAGUCUUCUAGGGCAGCAUCUUAUGACAUCUAAUUAUAGACAAGUUGACUGAGAAAUAGCCUUCCAAAAUGUUGGCAAUUAUAAGCAGAAACAUAUCUCAAUUAGGCAACAACAAAAAAAUCUAUAUUUGCGGGUUAGUGCGGGCCUCCGAUUUUCAUUUUUACCACGUAUAAUCAUGCGGAUGGGGAAUUAGCAACUUCAGGUGGAUGAACAAACAGCUGACCCGCGCACCACUAUUACUUGAAUCUAUCAGCCAACCUUAUCAGCCAACCUUAUCAGCCAACCUUAUCAGCCAACCUUAUCAGCCAACCUUAUCAGCUCUUAGCAAGCUGCUGGAAAAAAACGUGUUUGACUAAAUACAAUGUUAACAACAGUCUUUCAGAAUUCUUAUAGAGAAGGGCACUCAACAUGUACUGCAUUGUCAUAAAUGACAGAUGAUUGGUUGAAAGAAACUGAUAAGAUUACGGGAGCUGUACUGCCAGUGCAGCCUUUGAUAUUGUUGACCAUAACCUAUUGUUGAAAAAACGUAUGUGGUAUGGUUUUUUAACCUCAGCCGUAUUGUGGAUUCAGAGCCAUCUAUUUAAUAGAACACAGGGUUUUCUUUUAAUGGAAGCUUCUCUGUUAAACAUGUAACGGGUGGUGUACAGCAGGGCAGCUCUCUUGGUCCUCUACACUUCUCUAUUUUUACCAAUGACCUUUCCACUGGCAUUAGACAAAGCCUGUGUGUCCAUGUAUGCUGAUGAUUCAAGCAUAUACGCAUCAGCAACCACAGCUAGUGAAAUCACUGCAACCCUAAACAAACAAAGAGUUGCAGUCAGUUUUAGAAUGGGUGGCCAGUAAUAAGCUAGUCCUAAACAUGUCUAAAACUAAGAGUAUUGUAUUUGGUACAAAUCAUUCCCUAAAUUCUAGACAUCAGCUGAAUAUGGUAAUGAAUAGUGUGGCUGUUGAACACGUUGAUGAGACUUGCUUGGUGUUACCUUAGAUUGUAAACUGUCCUGGUCAAAAGAUAUAGAUUCAAUGGUUGUAAAGAUGAGGAGAAGUCUGUCUGUGAUAAAGACAUGCUCUGCUUUUUUGACACCAUGCUCCACAAAGCAAGUCCUACAGGCUCUAGUUUUAUUUUAUCUUGAUUAUUGUCCAGUCAUAUGGUCAAGUGCGGCAAAGAAGGGACUAGUUAAGCUGCAGCUGGCCCAGGACAGAGCGGUACAUUUUGCUCUUCAUUGUAGUCAGAGGGCUAAUAUCAAUACUAGAUUGACUAAAUCACUUAUUUUUUACAUUUAUUUUUUUGUGUUGGAAACUCCAAAUUGUUUACAUAGUCAAUUUCCACACAGCACUGACACACACACUUACAACAAGACAUGCCACCAGGGGUCUUUUCACAGUCCCCAAAUCCAGAACAAAUUCAAGAAAAUGUACAGUAUUAUACAGAGCCAUGAUUGUAUGGAACUCCCUUCCAUCUCAUAUAUAGUAAGUGAACAGCAAACCUGGUUUUAAAAAAACAAAUAAAGCAACACCUCAUGGCACAACGCCUCUCCCCCAUGUGACCUACUUUUUAUGUUAAUUUACUGGCAUGUAUAUGUAACUGAUAGAUACAUUUAACAACAUUAACAUGUAUUGUGUGUAUGUAAAUUGUAAAGUAUUUUGUUUGUAAUGUAUUUUUUGUUAUGUGUCGGCCCCCAGUAAGACUAGCUGUCUCCAUUGGUGUCUGCUAAUGGGGAUCCCCAGUAAGACUAGCUGUCACCAUUGGUGUCUGCUAAUGGGGAUUCCCAGUAAGACUAGCUGUCGCCAUUGGUGUCUGCUAAUGGGGACUGUGCACUUGAACAGUCAAAUACGUUACCAAACAUUUCUGUGUCAUACUCGAUAACUUUAAAUACAUUAUCCAUGUGUGGUUGUAUUGUGUUUUUAAAUAGUCAAAUAAAUCUAUAAGGUUAUUGUAUUGGAUUUGUAGAUUAUUGGUCUGUUUUUAGAGGCAUCACCAUAUUGGUUAGAAUAGAGGGGAUUUUUUUUGUAAGUGCAUGCAAAUAUGGUCAUGCAUAUACACUAUAUAUACAUAAAUAUGUGGAUUUGGCUAUUUCAGCCACACCCAUUGCUGACAGGUGUGUAAAAUCCAGCACAGAGCCAUGCAUUCUCCACAGACAAACAUUGACAGUGGAAUGGCCGCACUGAAGAGCUCAAUGACUUUCAACGUGACAUCGUUAUAGGAUUCCACCUUUCCAACAAGUCAGUUCGUCCAAAUUUCUACCCUUCUAGAGCUGCUGUUAAGUGCUGUUAUUGUGAAGUGUAAACAUUUAGGAGCAACAACGGCUCAGCCGUGUAGUGCUAGGCCACACAAGCUCACAGAACGGGACCGCCGAGUGCUGAAGCUUGUAGCGUGUAAAAAUUGUCUCUCCUCGAUUGCAACACUCACUACCGCGUUCCAUACGGCCUCUGGAAGCAACGUCAGCUCAAUAACGUCAGCUCUCAAUGUUUGUCGGGAGCUUCAUGAAAUGGGUUUCCAUGGCUGAGCAGCCGCACACAAGCCUAAGAUCACCAUGUGCAAUGCCAAGCGUUGGUUGGAGUGGUGUAAAGCUCAUCGCCAUUGGACUCUGGAGCAGUGAAAACAAUUUCUCUGGAGUGAUGAAUUACACUUCACCAUCUGGCAAUUCGACAGAUGAAUGUGCGUUUGGUGGAUGCCAGGACAACGCUACCUGCCCCAAUGCAUAGUGCCAACUGUAAAGUUUGGUGGAGGAGGUCUGGGGCUGUUUUUUAUGGUUCGGGCUAGGUCCCUUAGUUCAAGUGAAGGGAAAUCCUAGAGAUACAGCAUACACUGACAUUCUAGAUGAUUCUGUGCUUCCAACUUUGUGGCAACAGUUUAGGGAAGGCCCUUUCCUGUUUCAGCAUGACAAUGCCCUGUGCACAAAGCAAGGUCCAUACAGAAAUGCUUUGUCGAGAUUGGUGUGGAAGAACUUGACUGGCCUGCACAGCGUUCUGACCUCAACCCCAUCGAACACCUUUGGGAUGAAUUGGUAUGCCGACUGCGACCCAGGCCUAAUUGCCCAACAUCAGUGCCCGACUCUCUAAUGUUCUUGUGGCUGAAUGGAAGUCCCCGCAGCAAUGCUCCAACAGUGGAAAGUCUUCCCAGAAGAGUGGAGGCUAUUAUAGCAGUAAAAGGGGGACCAACUCCAUGUUAAUGCCCAUGAUUUUGGUUUGACAAGCAGGUGUCCACAUACUUUUGGUCAUGUAGUGUAUUUUCUGUUUUAGAUCAGAGUGGGUGUUAGCAAGUUUCUAUUUGGUAUGCACACAUUAUGUAUAGUGCCUUCAGAAAGUAUUCAUACCCCUUCACUUAUUCCACACUAUGUUGUGUUACAGCCUGAAUUCAAAAUUCAAAAUUAAUCUACACACAAUACCCCAUAAUGACAUAGUGAAAACAUGUUUUUAGAAAUUUUUGCAAAUCAAUUGAAAAUGAAAUGCAGGGUCUCCAAGAGCUUUCCAUGCCUGGGUUGUUAAUUUGUCCAUUAUUAUUUUUUUAAUUCUUCAAGCUCUGUCAAAUUAGUUGUUGAUCAUUGCUAGACAACCAUGUUCAUGUCUUGCCGUAGAUUUUCAGAUAGAUUUAAGUCAAAACUGAAUUCAUCUCCCAGUGUCUUGUGGAAAGCAGACUGAACCAAGUUUUCUUCUAGGAUUUUGCCUGUGCUUAGCUCCGUUCCAUUUUUAUCCUGAGAAACUCCCCAGUCCUUAACGAUUACAAGCAUACCCAUAACAUGAUGCAGCCACCACUAUGCUUGAAAAUAUGGAGAGUGGUACUCAGUAAUAUGUUUGGGGCAAGUCAAAUACAGCACUUUGUAUUCAGGACAAAAAGUGAAUUGCUUUGCCACAUUUUCUGCAGUAUUACUUUAGUGCCUGGAUGCAUUUUUUGCUUCUGUAUAGUCAUCUUUUCACUCUGUCAAUUAGUUUUGUAUUGUAGAGUAACUACAAUGUUGUUGAUCCAUCCUCAGUUAUCUCCUAUCACAGCCAUUAAACUCUGUAACUGUUUUAAAAUCACCAUUGGCAUCAUCGUGAAAUCCCUGAGCGGUUUCCUUCCUCUUCGGCAACUGAGUUAGGAACAGCGCCUGUAUCUUUGUAGUGACUGGAUGUACUGAUACACCAUCCAAAGUGUAGUUAAUAACUUCACCAUGCUCAAAGGAAUAUUCAAUGUCUGCUUUAUUUUUACUUUUACCCAUCUACCAAUAGUUGCCCUUAUUUGCGAGGCAUUGAAAAACCUCCCUGGUCUGUGUGGUUGAAUCUGGGUUUGAAAUUCACUGCUCGACUACGGGACCUUAUAAUUAUGUGUAUGUGUGGGGUACAGAGAGGAGGUAGUCAUUUAAAGAAUGAUGUUAAACACUAUUAUUGCACACAGAGUCCAUGCAACGUAUUACGUGACUUGUUAAGCAAAUUUGUACCCCUGAACUUAUUUAGGUUUGCCAUAACAAAGGGGUUGAAUACUUAUUGACUCAUUUUUAAUACAUUUGGAAACCUUUCGUAAUUUUUUUUUUUUUAAAUCCACUUUGACGUUAUGGGGUAUUAUUGUUUGUAGGCCAGUGACAAAGAAAUGUCAUUCUAUUUUAAAAUCAGUCUAACAACCAAAUAUGGAAAAAGUCAAAGAGUGUGUCUACUUUCUGAAGGCGCUGUCUAUAUGAAAAAACAGCUCUCCGGGAAGUCAGUCAUCAACCUCCCUGACAUAUCAGCCUGUCGGUCACCUUUCCAUACACACAGUCUGUCUUGUUAUACAUAUGUUACACACACACACACACACACACACACACACACACACACACACACACACACACACACACACACACACACACACACACACACACACACACACACACACACACACACUCUGUCCCAUGUCCACUCCACACACAUUAAUUCGGUCUUCAGAGCCUUGUCUACACACACGUCAGUCAUGGGGAAAGAUGUGGUUGUGGUUGUCAUGGCCCAGUAGGGCUGUCAUCGUGCUGUAGGGUCAGUGGCUUUACUAACACAGAGGGGAGUGCCGUCUGGCAGGGGAUUAGGUGACGUCACACGCCUGACUAGACCUUCCACCACUACCCUUCAUCUCACCUUGUUCACUGUCCACACACAGUUAGCAUUUAUCGUGUGUGUGCGUUUGCCUCUGUGUGUGUGUGCCUCUGUGUGUUUUCCGGCAUAGUGUUUAAUCUGUCUCUCUGUUCUCUUCCAUACAUAAUUAAUUCCCUCAGACACAACCUUAAACACUGCCGCCUUAUCACAGUCAGUCACCAGCCACCGCUGGCUACACGGAGGUUAUGUCAUCAACACACACGUUAGAGAUCAACAGCUCAGUCAGUCACACAGAAACACCGGAGGGUGUGGUGCGGUGUGUCAUGUGUGUUGCCCAGCCAGACAGCCUCCAGCUGAGGGUGAGCUGUCAGAUUUCAGAGGGGAAAAUAACUGCACUUCCGAGUCAAGAGUUCUACCAUCCUUUGUGAUGCAAUUCAGUUCCAUUCCGUUUGUUUUAUAAGUGACCUUUUUAGAGGGCACUUGUGUACAAUGUAAAUGAGUAUGGUGCAGUUUCUUAUUAACAUAUAAACCAGUAGUACUUGUCCUCAAUUCCAAAGCAAAGGUCAUUUUCCCACCUGCUGAAUGGAAAAAUAACUCAUUUCUGAACUCCUUCUCCUGUAUUUUCAAGGUUAUGACACUGUUUCCAUAAUAACCAGUAAGGGUUGUGAACAGAGCAGUCAAAGAAAAGGAAAUCAUUACUGAACUACCACUAAAUCAUUACUGAACUACCACUAAAUCAUUACUGAACUACCACUAAAUCAUUACUGAACUACCACUAAAUCAUUACUAUACUGCCGCAUAACAUUGACACAAAUGAUGCUAUUAUUAUGAAUAGAUUUCUGCUGUGUUCCUGUUCUGCUGAUGAUUACAGUUGGAGUCAGACCAUUUGUUUGAUUAAAACUAAAAACAUGGGGGCUUGGCUGAUUCAUGUCCACAGAAGACUUACAAAUACCUCUGAAACAUUACAGGGGUCACACAAGGUACUUGAGGUGCUUAAAGUACUUGAAUUUGGCACUCUGAAAUUCAAGUACUGGAAUUAAAAUGAGAGGAGCACAGAUAAGCAUCAAAUAUGUUUAGGAAAAAUAGUAGAAAAAUGUGUCAAUUGUGACAUGCCUUUCAUGCCUAAAAAUCCAGCUGAGGUGACCUUUCUCACGAUAAAAAUAGAUGUUCAACACUUUUUACUGUGUAGCGGUACUCUUCAAACAUCUCCUCUCCGUACCUCCAUACAUCCCUGAGAGGCACAGAGACAGAGAGGUGUUUCACACUAACUGAAGCGUGAAUCCACAUCUGAUGUGACAGGCAGCCCAGUGCCACGUGGGAGUAGCUUAGAAAGGAGGGCAGAGCCAUCGGUCCGUACUGAAACCUGCCAUCUCUCUAUGGUUACAGAAACACCACAGCACAGAUGAGGGAGGGAGGGGUACGUUCAGCAGAUUCCUCUCUUUCUUUCCCUGUUAUGUAAUGUCCCGAAGGGAACAAAGAGAGAGGAGGAAACAAACAAGCAACAAGCGUCCUCAGUGUCUCUAAUGGGAGACGAUAUAGAGUGCCACUUUGUGUGCAUGUGCACAUGGAUUCCAUUAGUCCUGCAGUUAGAGACGUGCUGUGUACACGUCACACCAAUACUCUCAUCUGAAGAGAACAACAUCACAGUAAGACACUGAGCUGGUCAAAUGCUGACAAAACCGCAAGUGUGAAAUGAGGUAACCCCAUGGAGAACAGUCAUGUGUUUUUGGGUCACAUUGUGGUGUUCUAAAUGUUCUCUGUGUGUGUGCGUGUGCUCACUCGCUCAGCCAUUUGAGGAGGGCACAGUCUCCCGUUGUGUUCUACUGUGCCUCGGGGCAGGAGUCACUGGACUACUCCAUUGUGUUCUACUGUGCCUUGGGGCAGGAGUCACUGGACUACUCCAUUGUGUUCUACUGUGCCUCGGGGCAGGAGUCACUGGACUACUCCAUUGUGUUCUACUGUGCCUUGGGGCAGGAGUCACUGGACUACUCCAUUGUGUUCUACUGUGCCUUGGGGCAGGAGUCACUGGACUACUCCAUUGUGUUCUACUGUGCCUUGGGGCAGGAGUCACUGAAUUACUCCAUUGUGUUCUACUGUGCCUUGGGGCAGGAGUCACUGGACUACUCCAUUGUGUUCCACUGUGCCUUGGGGCAGGAGUCACUGGACUACUCCAUUGUGUUCUACUGUGCUUUGGGGCAGGAGUCACUGGACUACUCCAUUGUGUUCCACUGUGCCUUGGGGCAGGAGUCACUGGACUACUCCAUUGUGUUCUACUGUGCCUUGGGGCAGGAGUCACUGGACUACUCCAUUGUGUUCCACUGUGCCUUGGGGCAGGAGUCACUGGACUACUCCAUUGUGUUCUACCGUGCCUUGGGGCAGGAGUGACUGGACUACUCCAUUGUGUUCCACUGUGCUUUGGGGCAGGAGUCACUGGACUACUCCAUUGUGUUCCACUGUGCCUUGGGGCAGGAGUCACUGGACUACUCCAUUGUGUUCUACUGUGCUUUGGGGCAGGAGUCACUGGACUACUCCAUUGUGUUCCACUGUGCCUUGGGGCAGGAGUCACUGGACUACUCCAUUGUGUUCUACUGUGCUUUGGGGCAGGAGUCACUGGACUACUCCAUUGUGUUCCACUGUGCCUUGGGGCAGGAGUCACUGGACUACUCCAUUGUGUUCUACUGUGCCUUGGGGCAGGAGUCACUGGACUACUCCAUUGUGUUCUACCGUGCCUUGGGGCAGGAGUGACUGGACUACUCCAUUGUGUUCCACUGUGCUUUGGGGCAGGAGUCACUGGACUACUCCAUUGUGUUCCACUGUGCCUUGGGGCAGGAGUCACUGGACUACUCCAUUGUGUUCUACUGUGCUUUGGGGCAGGAGUCACUGGACUACUCCAUUGUGUUCCACUGUGCCUUGGGGCAGGAGUCACUGGACUACUCCAUUGUGUUCUACCGUGCCUUGGGGCAGGAGUGACUGGACUACUCCAUUGUGUUCCACUGUGCUUUGGGGCAGGAGUCACUGGACUACUCCAUUGUGUUCCACUGUGCCUUGGGGCAGGAGUCACUGGACUACUCCAUUGUGUUCUACUGUGCUUUGGGGCAGGAGUCACUGGACUACUCCAUUGUGUUCCACUGUGCCUUGGGGCAGGAGUCACUGGACUACUCCAUUGUGUUCUACCGUGCCUUGGGGCAGGAGUGACUGGACUACUCCAUUAAUUUCACAGAAAGGGACAUUCUGGAUAGUGGCAUUGCUCUCUUUCUCCCUCACUCUCUCUCUCUCUCCUCUAUUCUCUCUCUCUCUCUCUUUCUCUCUCCUAUUCUCUCUCUCUCGCUCUCUCUUUCCUAUCUCUCUCCUCUAUUAUCUCUCUCUCUCUCUCCUCUAUUCUCUCUCUCUCUCGGUCUCUUUCCUCUCUAUCUCCUCUUCUCUCUCUGGAUACUCUAUUCCCUCUGUGUCCUUCAAUUCAAUUUAACGGCUUUAUUGGCAUGGGAAACAUAUGUUUACAUUGCCAAAGCAAGUGAACUAGAUAAUUAACAAAAGUGAAAUAAACAAUAACAAAAUGAACAGUAAACAUUACACUCACAGAAGUUCCAAAGGAAUAAAGAUAUUUCAAAUGUCA
Salvelinus fontinalis (brook trout) is the source of this 12030-nucleotide messenger RNA. RefSeq names its product SWT1 RNA endoribonuclease homolog (gene swt1). The record is from RefSeq and is a predicted model, not a curated record. Gene Ontology annotation, cellular component: nucleus. The coding region runs from base 119 to 3232 and encodes 1037 amino acids. NCBI's taxonomy places the organism in Eukaryota, Metazoa, Chordata, Actinopteri, Salmoniformes, Salmonidae. The transcript has 15 exons.